Messenger RNA from Physeter macrocephalus (sperm whale), 548 nucleotides. RefSeq names its product colony stimulating factor 2 (gene CSF2). The record is from RefSeq and is a predicted model, not a curated record. NCBI's taxonomy places the organism in Eukaryota, Metazoa, Chordata, Mammalia, Artiodactyla, Physeteridae. Gene Ontology annotation, molecular function: cytokine activity; granulocyte macrophage colony-stimulating factor receptor binding; growth factor activity. Gene Ontology annotation, cellular component: extracellular region. Bases 42 to 476 code for a protein of 144 amino acids. The transcript has 4 exons. Gene Ontology annotation, biological process: myeloid cell differentiation; immune response.
GAGCCCAGUGCUCAGAGAGAAAGGCUAAAGUCCUAAGGAGGAUGUGGCUGCAGAACCUGCUUCUCCUGAGCACUGUGGUCUGCAGCACCUCCGCACCCACCCACCCACCCAGCCCUGCCACCCGGCCCUGGCAGCAUGUGGAUGCCAUCAAGGAGGCCCUGAGCAUUCUGAACCACAGUAAAGACACUGCUGCUGUGAUGAGUGAAACAACAGAAGUCAUCUCUGAAAUGUUUGACUCCCAGGAGCCGACAUGCCUGCAGACUCGCCUGGAGCUGUACAAGCAGGGCCUGCGGGGCAGCCUCACUAGUCUCGAGGGCCCCUUGACCAUGAUGGCCAGCCACUACAAGCAGCACUGCCCCCCCACUCAGGAAACUUCCUGUGAAACCCAGAUUAUCACCUUUAAAAGUUUCAAAGAGAACCUGAAGGGUUUUCUUUUUACCAUCCCCUUUGACUGCUGGGAGGCAGUCCAGAAGUGAAGCAGGCCAGACCAGCCAGAAGCCAGCCUGGGAGCUUACCUCACAGAUCACUGCCCUCCCAUCCACAAAGAG